Drosophila sulfurigaster albostrigata is the source of this 1551-nucleotide messenger RNA. It is a transcript of the gene Adk3, whose product is annotated as adenosine kinase. Gene Ontology annotation, biological process: purine ribonucleoside salvage. The record is from RefSeq and is a predicted model, not a curated record. Gene Ontology annotation, cellular component: cytosol; nucleus. Gene Ontology annotation, molecular function: adenosine kinase activity. Lineage: Eukaryota; Metazoa; Arthropoda; Insecta; Diptera; Drosophilidae.
CCAAACGAAACAACAACAACGCAAAAAGGUUUGCUUUGUAAAAGGUAAAACAAGAAGUUGCGAACUGGAAACUAAUUGCUUCAAAAGCAUGGGAAACGCCACAACAACUGAGAUAAAUACGCCGGCAGAAACCGGCUUUAGCAUUCAGUGUGUCGCUGGCUGACGGAUGUGACGGAUCACGGACCAGCAGAGCAACGGACUGCGGAGAAACUCAUUUGAAUUAGAGCGCGGCUAUUGAUUAAACUUCGCACAGUGUGAAUCAACAAUUUCCAUAAGCGGGAAAAUCACAUUCCGAGAAUCGAUAACGUAAAUCCGAAACAAUGGAGUACCUUCGUUAUGCUUAUGAGAAAAUUAUGGGCACUGAAAGCUCGACAGAUGGCACGCAAGUUGUCUACGACACUCCCCGCAAAGUGGUCUGCUUUGGCAAUGUGCUUCUAGAUCGCGUCGUUAAGUUGGAUAAUCCCGAAGUGCUUGAGAGUUACCAGCUAGAAGUGGGCUCCAAGGGCGAAUUGGAUCUGGAGAUCAUAAAUAAAAUCGCCACAGAGGCUGCCGACGGCUCCAGAUGCCUCUCCAAUCCCGGUGGAUCGGCCUUGAACACUGUGCGCAUACUUAAACUCUUGGGCACAGAGGCUCAGUUCUUUGGCGCUAUUGGUGAUGACAAAACAGGGGAGCACUUGCGUUCCAUUAUUGCCGAGAAACAUAUCGAGGCGCGUCUGCAAGUCAUUGAGGAUAUGCACACGGGACAGUGUCUCUGCCUAAUGCACAACGAUAAUCCCACAUUGUAUGCCAAUAUUGGCGCCUCUGCAAAGUUCUCGUUGCAACAGCUGAAGCAUGCCGCACUCCAUGGUAAUGAAAGUUUUCUGCGUCCCAUCGAACGCAAACAGAUCCUCUACAUCGAGGGAUUCUUUGUCCCACAUCGAGCUGAGGUUAUCGAGUAUAUACUGCGUGAUCUGGUGCAGGAGCGACGUCAUCUGGCUGUGAAUCUCAGUGCACCCUACAUAGUGCGGGAACAUUCGGAGGAGAUGCUUAACUUGGUCAAGCGUGCGCUCUUUGUGUUUGGCAAUCGGCAGGAGUUCGAGGAGCUGGCCACCGCAGCUGGUUGCAAAAGCGUAGAUGAGUUGGGAGAACAGCUGCUGCAGGCGGACAAUGCAAAGAUCAUACUCGUCACCAAUGGAGCGAAGGGCGUGCAGCUGAUCACCAACUAUGUGGCGGAGAAGUCUCCAGCAGGUCAAUGUGUUUUCGAACAGUACCAAGGACAGCGUGUGGAUAAGGUGGUGGAUGCCACCGGAGCAGGAGAUACGUUUGUCGCUGGCUUUCUGCAUGCCUGGCUGGAGAAGCGUUCGCUGAGCGAAUGUGUGCGUAAGGCCACCGAUGUGGCUGCCAAGGUGGUCACACAGGUGGGCUGUAAUCUGCCAUAGAUGCCUUAAUUCAAUAUCCCCACCCCCAAUAUAUAUGCCACGUUGUUGCCUUAGCUUUCUAUUUUAGUGUGCAGGCCACACCAAAAAAAACAAAAACCACACUAUGGGGGUGUGACGAAUCGAAUACCAGUGA